This is a messenger RNA of Gongylonema pulchrum, 300 nucleotides long. The record is from the annotation of a GenBank genome assembly. Lineage: Eukaryota; Metazoa; Nematoda; Chromadorea; Rhabditida; Gongylonematidae.
AUGGAUACUGCAUUGAGCUCUGUUGGGCUAGGAACGAGGGUUUAUAGCUGCCUUCGUGUGGAGCUGAAACUUAGUCGCGUUUUUUCGUUCUUCCUUCUGCAGCUUUAUAUUCCAUCAGCGAUGCUCGUUGGCGUAUCCUGGGUCUCCUAUUGGAUUGACUGGAAAAGCACUGCCGCACGUGUGCCUCUUGCAAUUGUCACUCUGCUCACAAUGAUCACUCAGUCACAUGUAUUCAUAUUUGCAUCACUGAUCGAAUAUGCGGUGGUGAACUAUAUGGGAAUCGUAGAUGAACAUCGGUAA